Microplitis mediator is the source of this 2938-nucleotide messenger RNA. Its product is annotated as probable maleylacetoacetate isomerase 2. The transcript has 5 exons. Bases 662 to 1315 code for a protein of 217 amino acids. The record is from RefSeq and is a predicted model, not a curated record. Gene Ontology annotation, biological process: glutathione metabolic process; L-phenylalanine catabolic process. Gene Ontology annotation, molecular function: maleylacetoacetate isomerase activity; glutathione transferase activity. NCBI's taxonomy places the organism in Eukaryota, Metazoa, Arthropoda, Insecta, Hymenoptera, Braconidae. Gene Ontology annotation, cellular component: mitochondrion; cytoplasm.
GGUUGCCAAAUUAUUUUGAAUUCGUGCUCAUAUGCAAUUUAUAUAAGUACAUACUUACAAGACUUAUUUACUACAUAUAUACACAUAUAUACUCUUUUAUAAUAGUAGUUUAUGAUAGUAACAUUUUCUAUUGGAUAUAAAUGUCAGGAGUGUCAAUCAAUAACAGAACCCGGUCAUGAAAUAUAAAUUAAACUCCAUUUUCAAGUGAACGUAAAUCUGGUCUUCCAUUAAUUUAUUUAUUUACUGCCAGUUUAAGUGAUAAUUAAAUUAAUUUUAAUUUUAUAGAUCGAAUAAAAUAAUUCGAACUGACAGAUGAUUGGUUGUCAGUAAUUAAUGUCGAGGCAGUGAACGAUGACAAUGAGAAGUGAAAAUACCGAGGGCGGGUAAACUAAUUUGACAUUACGAGGUUGAGGUAUCUGGUAGUUGAUUGGGAUUGGCUGAUGCUGUGGAAUAAUAUCGCGUCUGGUUUUACCAGUGGAAUGGGAUGUCUGGAGUCGAAUAAAAGGUGGAAGGAGAAACAGUUUCGCGCGUUGACUGUAUUAUAAAUUUUUUUUUUUUCAAAGAUAUUUCUUACAACACAACGUACACAUACGCCAGGAUAAAUAUUUUAUUUGUCAUUUAUUUGCUGGGUUAUCCGUCCGAUUUAUAAUUAUCUGGCAGAAUGUCCGUUAUGGGCAAGCCGGUACUGUACUCAUAUUGGCGGAGCUCUUGUUCAUGGAGGGUGAGAAUUGCUCUGAAUUUAAAAGAAAUUCCAUAUGAUAUAAAACCAGUAAGUUUAGUAAAAGCUGGCGGCGAGCAACAUUGCAAUGAAUAUAGAGAGAUUAAUCCGAUGGAACAGGUUCCGGCACUUCAUAUUGAUAAUCAUACGUUAAUAGAAUCAUUAAAUAUUAUGCAAUACUUGGAAGAAACACGACCACAUCGGCCUUUACUGCCGGCAGAUCCUGUUAAAAGAGCUAGAGUUAGAGAAAUAUGCGAAGUUAUAUCAAGUGGUAUUCAGCCGCUACAAAAUUUAGUUGUUUUAAUUUAUGUCGGGGAGGAACGUAAAAAAGAAUGGGCGCAGCAUUGGAUUACACGUGGAUUUACAGCUGUUGAAAAAUUAUUGUCGUCUAGUGCUGGCAAAUAUUGCGUGGGAGAUGAAAUAACUCUAGCAGAUUGUUGCUUAGUACCGCAAAUAUUUAACGCAAGGAGGUUUCACGUUGACCUGAGACCUUUUCCAACAAUUCUCAGGGUCGAUCGUCAUUUAGAAAACCACCCGGCGUUUACAGCAGCUCAUCCUAAUAAUCAGCCUGACUGUCCUCCAGAAGCGACCAAGUAGCAAGCAAGGCAGACCACCCUCUUCUUGUUCUAAUUAUUAUAAAUUAUUAGAAGUAAGAAGUGCUAGGUGGUCCUGAUUUUAUUAUCCAGCUCGUAAACGAUAGAGAAUAAAAUUAUUUAAUACAAAUAAUUGACAAUUUACAUCCAUUACAGGACACAUAUUUUAUGCAAUAGUUUUUAACUGGUAGUUAACUCAUUCCGCGCCAAAGUAUUCGAAACUACGGGUAUCAACAAAUAUUUUUUUAUUUUUUAGGGAUUUUAUUCUCUAUUGCUCGGCUGUCACUAAUAAUAAAAAAAAUAAAAAAAAAAACAAAAAAAAAAUGAUAUGAAAAUAGUGAUUGAUUAUUAUAUGAAUCAAAAUGAUUAUCAUCUUACCAAUUUAUUUUUUAAGUCGUUACUAUACGUGAUAUAUGACAUUGGCCUAGUUCAUUUUUAUUUGUUAUAAAAUAUUUUUUUAACUUAAACUAUUAUAUUUUUUUAAUCUUAAUAUUUUUUUACUGCAUUUACCGGUUAUUAAUUUUAUUAUAAAUAAAAUAUUUUCUAGGGUUUAUACUUAGUAGUAGAAAACUUUAAAAUAAAUAAAAUGAAAAUGAUAAUUAAUAUAUAUGAUAUUUUUGUCAAUGUAAUUGAAAAUAUUUCCAUUAGAAGUAAAUAAUAAUAAUAAAGACAAAUAGAGAUGGAUGAAGAUAAAAAAAAAUAAUGGCUCUGCUCAACGCCAUAUCUUAGUUAUUUUAAGAUAUGGAAAGUACAAAAGAUCUUCCUCCAUAUUUUUUUUUUAUCAAUUAUCUUCAAUUCAUAUUUUCUCUUGUUAUUAAAAAAUAAUUUAUCUGAUAACUCCAUUAUUGUGAUUAAAUUUUUUUGUUAUUAAAAAAAAAUUGAAUCAAUAGUCUAAAUAUUUUAUGAGCUUCCGUUAUUGCCAUUGAUAUUUUUUUAAUACCAAUAAUUAAAUACAACAAAUACUUGAGUCAAUAUAAAAUUUUUUAAUAUAAAUUGCCCUUGAUAAAUUAAAAAAAUUAUAUAUUAAAUAUAUAAAAUUAAUUUAUAAUUUCUGAUUGUAUGCAAUGCGAGUUAAUGUGAGCGUAUGUAUGUUAGAUAUGUUGAUAAUACAGAUGACGUAGUGUACUGUCAGCUUUUUUUAAAUAAUUUAAAAUAAUAAUUAUUUAAUUAAACACUAAAAGUUAAUACAGAAUGACGCAUUACUGAUAAAUAAAUAUAUAUGAGAUAAAAUAAAAAAAAAUAGAUAAAACAGUGAUUGAUAUUUAAAAUAAACGUACAAAAGAACCCAAUAAUGUCGUAUGUAAAUAUAACAAAAUUGAGUUAAAUAAAUCAAAGGCACAAAAUAUAGCAAUAGAUUUUAAAAAUAUUGAUUACAAAAAUAGAGAAACGAAAAUAAAUAAAAAGAGAAUAAAUAUAUAUAAAUAUAAAUAUAUAUAGUAAUAAUUAACAUUGAUAAAUGUCAUUAUUUAUCGCAUGAUUAAAUAGCAAUAGUGAAAGUUUAUACGAUUAUUUUAUAUCACAAUAAUUCGGUCCUAAUUAUUAUUAUUAUUAAUGGAAAGUAAAUGUAAUAGUAGAUUAUUUUCCAAAGUUUUGUCUUAGACAAUUGAAAAUACACAAAUUAAAGUCU